This is a messenger RNA of Dioszegia hungarica, 1545 nucleotides long. Its product is annotated as Metallo-dependent phosphatase-like protein. The record is from RefSeq and is a predicted model, not a curated record. The transcript is spliced from 8 exons. Lineage: Eukaryota; Fungi; Basidiomycota; Tremellomycetes; Tremellales; Bulleribasidiaceae. Gene Ontology annotation, molecular function: protein serine/threonine phosphatase activity. The coding region runs from base 1 to 1545 and encodes 514 amino acids. Gene Ontology annotation, cellular component: cytoplasm; nucleus.
AUGGGCCAAGCGCCCAGCAAGAAGAUGGGGCGUACGCGCUCCAAGGAGCUCUCCACCGCGGAGCUCACAGACGCCAUGGCGAGCCAUACCAUCCGCGCUGACGCCGUGCCCGGAUCGCCCACUGGCGGGUCUACGCCGAUCGAUAUGGGCCGAGGAGGGUCUCGGCGGUCCAGCAAGGUACCGGAGAAACAGGGAAGCGUGUCGAGUCUGAGCAGCGCGACGGGCGGUGGCAGGCAGGCGGGCGGGAGUGUAGAUGGCGGUUCAGUCCGAUCUGGAAUGUCCAACUCGGCAGGCGGUGGACUCGCUCCGGCCUCGGCAGCGAACCUGGGUCCGUCCUCGCCUAUCAAGGGUACAGGCGGAGGACACCGCACGCCCGCAUCCCUCGGGUCAUCCCCUCCCCCCACUGCCUCCGCAUUCGGCUCCAGCGCCCGCUCCUCCCCUCCCCCCUCGCCUAGCGCUAGCACCCGAAACAGCCUCAGCGUCGACGGCGCCCUCUCCCCCGGCUCCGCACUCACCGCCACCACCUCCCGGAACUCAUUCACCUCGCCCGUCGCUGGCCAAGCCCUCGAUGUGGACAAUAUGAUAGGCCGACUCCUGGAAGCGGGGUAUUCUGGUAAAGUCACCAAGAGCCCGCCGCUCAAGAAUGCCGAGAUCCUCGCGGUGUGUAUGGCGGCGAGAGAGGUGUUUCUCAGUCAGCCGACAUUGAUCGAGUUGAGCCCGCCAGUAAAGAUUGUGGGGGAUGUGCACGGACAGUACGCCGACCUGAUACGUCUAUUCGAGAUGUGCGGUUUCCCUCCCCAAGCCAACUACCUCUUCCUCGGCGACUAUGUCGAUCGCGGCAAACAAUCCCUCGAAACUAUCCUCCUGCUACUAUGCUACAAGAUCAAAUUCCCCGAGAACUUCUUCCUCCUGCGCGGGAACCACGAGUGCGCGAAUGUCACACGGGUGUACGGUUUCUACGACGAAUGCAAGCGUCGGACCAACAUCAAGACCUGGAAGACCUUCAUCGACGUCUUCAACGCCCUGCCUAUUGCUUCGAUCGUCGCUAGCAAGAUCUUUUGCGUGCACGGCGGUCUCAGCCCGAGUUUGAAGAGUAUGGACGAUAUCAGGCGGAUUCAGCGGCCUACCGACGUACCCGACUAUGGCCUCCUAAACGACCUCGUCUGGUCCGACCCGUCCGACACCGCCCUCGACUGGGAAGAUAACGAGCGAGGCGUGUCGUUCUGUUAUGGAAAGAGCGUCAUCAACUCGUUCCUUGCCACGCAUGAUAUGGACCUCAUCUGUAGGGCACAUAUGGUCGUUGAAGAUGGGUACGAGUUCUAUAAUGAUCGGACGCUGGUCACUGUGUUCUCGGCGCCCAACUACUGUGGGGAAUUCGAUAACUUUGGCGCAGUCAUGUCCGUCUCGGAAGACCUGUUGUGCUCGUUCGAACUGUUGAAGCCGCUUGACGGGGCGGCGCUGAAGAAGGAAAUGACCAAGAGCAAGCGGAAAUCUCUGCAAAAUCAUCAAUCGCCACCCAACAACCCGAUGGCCCAGAGCUACUAG